CGGUCGGUCCUUUUCCCCCGUCUGUCAGCCAAUUUUUUCUCCCCUUCCGUCCGUCGCAGUUUUUCCUCCGCUUCUCCCCCAAUUUCCGCCCCGGCGGCCUAAUCCUCCGCCGUGGAAACAAGCGUGUUAAUACCAUUCCAUCCUAAAAAUCGCCGAUCACGCCACUUUACUUCAGUUUCUCCCAAUUGCGAAGGGAGAAAAAAAAAUGAUUCCAGAUCUCUGCUGCCCCGCCCCGAAUCUGAUUCCGCGUACCUAUUGUAACUAGUUCAUCGGAUUUCUUCCCGUUUUCCCUUCAUCUCGAGAUUUUAAUCAAUGGCGACAAGGAACAGGACGUUGAUAUUCAGGAAGUACAGGGACGCAUUGAAGAGCGUCAGGAUCCCAACGAGCUCCUCUUCUUCAUCGCAGCAGCCCUUGUCGUCUGCUUCGACGAGCUCCUCCACCAGAGACGGUCGCGGCGGUGGUCCGGUGAUUGAGUUGGUCAGCACUUCGCUCCUCAAUCCUAACCGCUCUUACGCUCCUCUCAGUACGGAAGAUCCCGGUAAUUCCAGUAAAGGUGCACUAACAGUUGGUCUACCACCUGCUUGGGUUGACAUAUCGGAAGACAUAGCAGCAAAUGUGCAACGUGCUCGGACGAAAAUGGCUGAGUUAGCCAAGGCUCAUGCCAAAGCAUUAAUGCCUUCAUUUGGAGAUGGUAAAGAAGACCAACGUACAAUUGAGGGUUUAACCCACGAGAUAACCGGUCUUAUAAAGAAAUCAGAGAAGAAGCUGCAGAGACUUUCUGCUGGGGGUCCAACAGAAGAUUCAAAUAUCAGGAAAAAUGUUCAGCGUUCUCUAGCCACAGACCUUCAGAAUCUUUCUAUGGAACUUCGUAAGAAGCAAUCAACCUACUUGAAGCGCCUCAGGCAGCAAAAAGAGGGUCAAGAUGGGGUUGACUUGGAGAUGAACCUUAAUGGUAAUAGAUCCAGAAUUGAUGAUGAGGAUGGUUUAGAUGACAUGGCGUUUAGUGAUCUUCAAAUGGCCAGAGUGAAAAAGACCGAGGCAUUUACUGCAGAAAGGGAGAGAGAGAUUCAACAGGUUGUGGAGUCUGUAAACGAACUUGCUCAAAUCAUGAAGGACUUGUCAGUACUUGUGAUAGACCAGGGUACUAUUGUUGAUAGAAUAGACUACAACGUUCAGAAUGUCGCAACUACAGUCGAGGAAGGGCUUAAACAGCUGCAGAAGGCUGAGAGAUCACAGAAGCAAGGGGGAAUGGUAAUGUGUGCUACGGUGCUCGUAAUUAUGUGCUUCAUCAUGUUAGUCCUUUUGAUCCUCAAAGAAAUACUAUUCUGAGCUGCGAGCUAACACCGAAAGAAUGUCGUUUCAUCACCCUGACCUGCUCUGCCGUUUUACCACAACGAACGCUAUGAAGAUGGAUGGACACUUUGUUUUUGCCCAGCAGAAGAAGAGCUUCUUGGUAACCUCUGUAUACAUUAUAUAUACAUAAUAUACACAUUUACGUGCUUCGGGGUUUUGUAGAAUGUGGGCAAGAAAGAAGUAGGGAUGGGAUUAGGGUGUGGGAUGAAAGUUGGCAGUGGCAAAAGUGAAUGAAUGUAUAGAGCUAAAACCUCGUGUAGUUGCCUUUCUAUUUUCCCAGGCAGAACCGUGACUUAUUGCUUCCCCAAUUUGCUUAUUUUUCUUGUGGGGGAAUCAAUUCGAUUUUUGUACCCGAUAUUAUUUUUAGGGCUGGAAAACGGUG
Molecule: messenger RNA, 1735 nt
Organism: Linum tenue
Lineage: Eukaryota; Viridiplantae; Streptophyta; Magnoliopsida; Malpighiales; Linaceae
Source: the annotation of a GenBank genome assembly